This is a messenger RNA of Aureobasidium melanogenum CBS 110374, 1368 nucleotides long. RefSeq names its product phosphoglycerate mutase-like protein. Gene Ontology annotation, molecular function: acid phosphatase activity. Lineage: Eukaryota; Fungi; Ascomycota; Dothideomycetes; Dothideales; Saccotheciaceae. The coding region runs from base 1 to 1368 and encodes 455 amino acids. Gene Ontology annotation, cellular component: fungal-type cell wall. The transcript has a single exon. The record is from RefSeq and is a predicted model, not a curated record.
AUGCAUUCUGCCACAGCAACUCUUCUCCUCUCGGCCUCGGCCUUGACGGCUGCCAAAUACACAUUCGAUCCCCUGAAGCACAUGUCGGGCAUCGCGCCCUACUUUGAGCCUCAUGAUCCCACAAGCAACUUCGACCCUGCUCCGCCGCAGGGUUGCAAUGUUACUCGCGCCGCUUACCUCGUUCGUCACGCCGCUAUCUACGCCAACGACUUCGAUUACGAGUCCUACAUCGAGCCCUUUGUCAAGAAGCUCGAGGCAAGCCAGGGGAACAGCUCGGUCAACUGGGACCGUUCGCACGCUCUGUCCUUCUUGUCCACCUGGACCUCCCCAAUCGAAGAUGAAGACAUCGAGAAAUUGUCCAAGGUCGGCAGCCUGGAAGCCAUGAAGCUGGGUGUUGAUGUCUACGAGCGCUACCAACACUUCAAGCAGCCCAAGAAGGUCUGGACCAGCUCUGCUGAGCGUACUGUUCUCACUGCCGAAAGCUUUGUCGACGGUCUUGCUAUCAAAGAGAAUGGAACCGACAUCGUACAGAUCGGCGAAUACAAGAAGACGGGUGCAGACUCGUUGACUCCUUACAAGGCCUGUCCUGCCUACUCUGGAAGCAGAGGAAGCAAACAGUCCAUGUCCUACCAGAAGAUCUACACUGCUCCUAUCAUCUCUCGUUUCCGUUCCGAGGUUCCUGCCUUCAACUGGACUGCUUCGGACAUCUACGGCAUGCAGCAAUUGUGCGGCUACGAGACUGUCAUACGCGGCGACUCACCUUUCUGCUCUCUGGAUCUGUUCAGUCCCAAUGAGUGGCUACAGUUCGAGUAUACCAACGACAUCAUGUACCACUUGAACGUUGGCUACGGCAAUCCAGUAUCUGGAGCUAUCGGCUAUCCUUGGGUCAAGUCGUCUGCCGACCUCUUGACUUCUCAGAACGCUAGCCAGGACAUUUACGUUUCCUUCACCCACAGAGAACUUCCUCCUACCGUUCUCGUCGCUCUUGGCCUCUUCAACAACACUGCCUACUCUGCUUCCGAUAACAUCAACGCCACAAUGCCUACUGAUGGCAUCAACCCUCAGCGUGUUUGGCAAAGCAGCAAGUUCAUGUCCUUCCUAACAAACAUCGCCAUCGAGCGCAUGGAGUGCGACAGCUUCGGCUUCCAAGACAACGCCAACCAGACUGGCGAAUACUACCGUGUCUUGGUCAACAAGAACCCCCAACUGCUUCAAGAAUGCACUGACGGCCCUGGCAUGAGCUGUUCGAGAGAAGCUUUCCAGAAGUUUAUCGACGACAAGACUCAGAGAUUCUCAAACUUCUCCGAGGAGUGCGGUGUCACUUACAGCAACUCUACUAAUGCGUUGACCAUCUACAACAGCUCUUAG